Fragaria vesca subsp. vesca is the source of this 3558-nucleotide messenger RNA. RefSeq lists its product as uncharacterized. Lineage: Eukaryota; Viridiplantae; Streptophyta; Magnoliopsida; Rosales; Rosaceae. The record is from RefSeq and is a predicted model, not a curated record. The coding region runs from base 1 to 3558 and encodes 1185 amino acids. The transcript is spliced from 22 exons.
AUGUUCACAGAAGGGCUCGACGAAAACGCAAUCAAGUGGAUCAAACAGGGAUCUGACCUCGACUUACCGGAGCAACCGCCGCCGCCGCCGGAGAUUCGCUCCCCCCUCGCCGAGAGGCUCUCCUCCGACCACUUCCCCAAGUCCCCAUUACUCUUCACCUCCAAUAUCUCCUCCAACCAUGCUCUUCCUCCUCUCAAGUUCCACUCCGGUCUUCUCGCGCCUCACAUGGCGGCGGCGGCUCCGUCGUGCCUGAGCAGCGACAUGGACGUCGACGAAGACGAUGACGAGAGCUUUGAUUCGGUCUCCGGUGCUAAUUUCUCCGAUGAGGAAUCGAAAGCGCCGACGGAGUGGUGUGAAGAAGAGGAGGAGAUGAUUGGGUGUAGCGAUAAGGGGAGUAGGUGUGGAUUGAAUAGAGGGUUUUUGAAGGAGGAUUUAAGGGUUGAGGUUCCUGGGAAUAAUAAUUUCAGAAGGUUUACUGAGAGUGAGGUUGGGUUUAAGCAGAGAUGUCCACCCAAGACUUAUACACCCUCAACUGCCAAUCAGCUGCUCAAAAGGGUUCAUCUUCGAAAUGCCAUUGGGACUACCCCAAGUGGUGAGGAAUGGGGGAUGAGGAGAGAAUCUUCGGACUUGGGAACUCCAAGUGCGCCUCCCAUUUUCAAGAUUGCAAGUGAUGAGAAGGGCUUUGAGGUUGAGAGUGAGUCAAGGGAAUGCAAUGGAAGUGGAAAUUGGACUUGCCCACCAAGGGAGGAAGUGGGUUAUGGUGAGAGUGUAGAACAUUUAGCGGAUGUUGGUACUACUAGUUCUUUGAAAGCUUCUGAACUUGAUGACAGGCUCGACGAAAGCAUAGCUGGAGAAACAAAAACUGUGCAAGCCAGCCUAUUGGACCACUCAUGUUAUUAUAGUACCAGUGGUCAAUAUGCCUGGCAAACUUUGGUUGCACAUGAGGCAUGUAUACGCUUAUGCCUACAAGCAUGGGCAAGAGGCUGCACUGAGGCACCUGACUUUCUCCGUGAUGAGUGCCUAGUUCUUCGAAAUGCCUUUGGGCUAAACACCUUUUUGCUGCAACCCCGAGGUUUGCAACCACUAGAGGCAAAGACUAGUGGGAAUGCAGAACAAAUUUCCCAUCUGAGGGCAAAGAAGGUGGUUGGAAAGAUAAGAGUAGAAGUCAAGAAGCUUCGAGUAAUACCAAGAAGGAAACUGAAGAGCACAUUUUCACAGCGAGGUUCAAUGUACAUACAAGCAGGGGCUGAAUAUGUCCGACAUGUUUCAUCACUAGUCAAAACAAGCAUAAGUUCCUUAAAGUCUUCCUCAUUAGCAGUUACAACUGAAGAGUCACUUUCAUGCAUAUUCCAACUCAAUAGCACCACCGAGGAUUCUGUGGUAGAGCCAAGUGCGGCAAUCUGCUUGGGCCCCGGAAGCGGUGAUUACCAUGUCUUCUUCCCAGAGAGUCAAAUGGACUCUCUUCUGGUGGAAGUUCAAGACACGAAAAAGUCGGUCCAAGGUCGAACCAGAAUUCCUAUUUCCUCCUUGAUAGAUAAUACUAGUGAUAAAGUUCGGUGGUGGCCUUUACACCAUGAUGAUCAACAAUGUAUUGGGAAGAUUCAGCUUUGCGUUGGUAGUACAAUAACAAAUGAUGAAGCUAAUCAUAUUAAGAGCGGGCCAGUUGCAGAGACUCUAGCCUAUGAUCUGUUGUUGGAGGCUGCUAUGCGAGCACAAAACUUUCAUUCCCGAACCUUGAGGUUGCAUGGACCAUGGAAGUGGUUGUUGGAGGAAUUUGCAGACUAUUACGAAGUUUCCAAGUCGUACACAAAGCUGAGAUAUCUUUCGCACGUCAUGGAUGUGGCAACUCCAACAAAAGAUUGCUUAGAGCUUGUGAAUGAAUUGCUUGUCCCUAUAAUUAAGGCCAGGAGUGAAAAAUGCUUGACAAGGCAGGAGAAAAGUAUAAUGUUAGAUUGUGAAACCCAAAUUGAAAGUCUUUUGGCUAGUGUUUUUGAAAACUACAAGUCAUUAGAUGAAAGCUCUCCUUCUGGGUUAGCAGACUUAUUUGGUCUGACUCCAGAGUCUGCAGCACCGGCUCUAGCUCCUGCAGUACAAGUCUACACUCUACUUCGUGAUAUCCUUACUGUGGAUGCCCAGACUAUGCUGCGAAACUAUUUGCAGACGGCAGCUAAAAAAAGAUACCGGAAACACAUGCUUGAGACUGACGAGUUUGUGUCAAAUAACUCUGAAGGUUUCCUUAUGGAUUCCAUAUCAAUCUCAACUGCAUAUUUGAAAAUGAAGAAUUUGUGUACAAAUAUACAGAAGGAAAUUCAGGCAGACAUCAAGAUCCACAACGAGAAUGUACUCCCCAGUUCAAUUGAUCUCUCGAAUAUCACUGCUGCUAUUUACAGCACAGAGCUGUGCAACAGGCUUCGAGCAUUCCUUGCUGCCUGGCCCCCAUCCGGUCCACAGCCACAUGUAAAUGAACUUUUAGUUGCAAUUGCUGAUUUUGAAAGGAACCUUGAAUCUUGGAAUAUCAGUCCAGUGCAGGGUGGUGUAGACUCAAAGAAUCUGUUUGACAAUUAUAUAAUGCUCUGGGUGGAGGAUAUGCAAAUUAACCUGCUUGACCUUUGCAAGGCAGAAAAGGUGCCAUGGUCUGGAGUUUCAACAAAUCAUUCCACCUCGCCAUUUGCGGAGGAAAUGUAUGAAAAAAUCAGAGAGAAUCUCAUUCAAUAUGAAGUGGUAAUCAAUCGAUGGCCUCAAUACUCCUUGAUUUUGGAAUAUGCCGUUGCAAAUGUGGAAAGGGCAAUCAUAAAAGCACUGGAGAAGCAAUACAAUGAUAUCUUGACUCCCCUAAAAGAUACCAUCCAAAAGAGGCUUAAUAUACAGGUCCAGAAGCUGACAAGAAGACAAUCAGUUACAAUCUAUUCUGUCCCUAAUCAGCUCGGGAAAUUUUUAAACACCAUGAAGAGAAUUCUUGAUGUCCUGCACUGUAAAGUAGAAGACAUCUUAAAGUCUUGGGCCUCCUAUCUGCCUGUCAUGGGAGAUAACAAGAAGGCACAGUUCGGUGAGCAGAUGAAUGGAAUCACAGUUCUAUUGAGGACAAAGUACAAAACCUACUUGCAGGCAACAGUUGGGAAGCUCAUUAGCAAUCUGCAAGCUAACCGUAAUACAAGGCUCCAAAGGAUUCUAGAAGAAACAAAGGAAGAAGAUGGAGAGGCUGAGGUCCGUGAAAGAAUGCAAGCACUAAACUCCCAGCUCGUUGACUCCAUUUCCAACUUGCAUGAGGUCUUUACAAGUCAGAUAUUUAUCGCAAUCUGUCGUGGAUUCUGGGAUAGAAUGGGACAGAUUGUUUUGAAAUUCCUCGAAGGCAGGAAGGAAAACCGAGUGUGGUACAACGGAUCAUAUUAUGCUCUUGGGAUAUUGGAUGAUACCUUUGCUUCCCAAAUGCAAAGAUUGCAAGGAAAUGCUCUGCAAGAAAAAGAUAUCGAGCCUCCUCGUUCAGUGAUUGAAGCCCGAUCAAUUCUUUGUAGGGAUACACCAAAUGCUGCAGAUGCAUCGACCUACUUCUAUGUUUAG